AUGGGUGCACCCCUCGGAUCCGCCCGGAGUUCGCCCCUCCCCGAGUUCCGGAUCCCCCUCACAUACCUCUCCUCUAUAGGUUGGGCAGUUAAAAGCCGGACGAGUUUUAGUAAGAUCUCCAGCGUUCACGUCUGUGGCCGCCGCUAUCGUUUUGAAGGCGAGGGUGACAUCCAGCGAUUCCAAAGGGACUUCGUGUCCCGUCUGUGGCUCACCUAUCGCAGGGACUUCCCACCCCUGGCUGGAGGCUGCCUGACCUCCGACUGUGGCUGGGGAUGCAUGUUACGCACGGGUCAGAUGAUGCUCGCCCAGGGCCUGCUACUGCAUUUCCUGCCCAGAGACUGGACGUGGGCAGAGGCCUCGGGCCUGGCCACGGCCGAGCUGUCCACCUUGGCCUCUCCAGGCCGGCCUCGGGGGCCUCCCCGCCGGCUGCCUCCUCACUGGGCCCAGGGAGCCGCCGAGCUGGAGCAGGAACGUUGGCACCGGCGGAUUGUGUCCUGGUUCGCCGAUCGGCCGCAGGCCCCCUUCGGCCUCCAUCGGCUGGUGGAGCUUGGGCAGAGCUCAGGCAAGAAAGCCGGGGACUGGUAUGGACCUUCGCUGGUGGCCCACAUCCUGAGGAAAGCGGUGGAGAGCUGCGGUGAUGUCAGCCGCCUGGCGGUGUACGUGUCUCAGGAUUGUACAGUGUACAAGGCAGAUGUGGCACGCCUGGUGGCCAGGCCCGACCCCACAGCAGAGUGGAAGUCCGUCAUCAUCCUGGUCCCUGUGCGGCUGGGAGGCGAGACGCUCAACCCUGUGUACGUGCCCUGCGUGAAGGAGCUGCUGCGGUCUGAACUGUGCCUGGGCAUCAUAGGGGGCAAACCCCGCCACUCCCUCUACUUCAUUGGCUACCAGGAUGACUUCCUGCUCUAUCUGGACCCCCACUACUGCCAGCCCGCUGUGGAUGUCAGCCAAGCCGACUUCCCCCUAGAGUCUUUCCAUUGCACCUCACCCCGCAAGAUGGCCUUCGCCAAGAUGGACCCCAGCUGUACCAUAGGGUUCUACGCCAGAGACAGGAAGGAGUUUGAGAGGCUCUGUUCCGAGCUGACCAGGGUGCUCAGCUCCUCCUCGGCGUCGGAGCGCUACCCCAUGUUCACCGUGGCCGAGGGCCAGGCGCAGGACCUGGGCCUGGAC
This is a messenger RNA of Dipodomys ordii (Ord's kangaroo rat), 1167 nucleotides long. RefSeq names its product autophagy related 4D, cysteine peptidase (gene Atg4d). Gene Ontology annotation, molecular function: protein-phosphatidylethanolamide deconjugating activity. NCBI's taxonomy places the organism in Eukaryota, Metazoa, Chordata, Mammalia, Rodentia, Heteromyidae. The transcript is spliced from 10 exons. The annotation marks the transcript as partial. The record is from RefSeq and is a predicted model, not a curated record.